Molecule: messenger RNA, 4542 nt
Organism: Poecilia reticulata (guppy)
Lineage: Eukaryota; Metazoa; Chordata; Actinopteri; Cyprinodontiformes; Poeciliidae
Product: 6-phosphofructo-2-kinase/fructose-2,6-bisphosphatase
Biological process (GO): fructose metabolic process; fructose 2,6-bisphosphate metabolic process
Cellular component (GO): cytosol; 6-phosphofructo-2-kinase/fructose-2,6-biphosphatase complex
Molecular function (GO): 6-phosphofructo-2-kinase activity; fructose-2,6-bisphosphate 2-phosphatase activity; ATP binding
Source: RefSeq, a predicted model, not a curated record
UUUUAGUUUGAAUUUAUAAUUUUCCCCGUCGCAGUUGGGUCGUGGUGUUCACAUGACGCGGUUCCCUGGUGGAGGGGGAGGAAGAGGAGGAAGAGGAGGUGAAGUCUGGAGGUUUCUGACCGUCAGGCUGGACGCACCGCAGCAGCAGGACAAUCCGGUAGGAUAAGUCAGUCAUCGGACGGGUCGCUGCUUCCGUGACCGUGGAGUGGGCGGGCCCACGGCCAGUGUUCAUGCUUGCUGCACACAUGGUGUCAUAACUGACGGCGGUUCCGAGGCUCCGCAGGACGGAACCGAGACCCGGGAAGGAUGCUCCGCUUCCAGCGUCCGCACGCUUCGGUUCCCCAGUUCACCAAUUCCCCGACCAUGAUAGUGAUGGUCGGCCUGCCGGCUCGGGGGAAAACCUACAUCUCCAAGAAGCUCACCAGGUACCUGAACUGGAUCGGGGUGUCGACCAAAGUGUUUAACGUGGGGCAGUACAGGAGAGAAGCAACCCGCUCCUACAACAGCUACGAGUUCUUUAAACCCGACAACGCAGAAGCCAUGAAGAUACGCAACGCCUGCGUGAACACGGCCCUGCAGGAUGUGUGUGACUACCUGACCAGAGACCAAGGGCAGGUCGCGGUUUUCGACGCCACCAACACGACGCCGGAGCGCAGAGAGGUCAUCCUCAACUUCGGCAAAGAAAAUGGUUACAAAGUUUUCUUCGUGGAGUCGAUUUGCGACGAUCCCGAAAUCAUUGCUGAGAAUAUUAAACAAGUGAAACUGUCGAGUCCCGACUACGUAGACUGUGACAAAGAAGAAGCUGUUGCAGAUUUCCUGAAGAGGAUCGAGUGUUACAAGAUGACCUACGUUCCCCUGGACGACAGCAAGGACCGGAGUUUAUCGUACAUUAAAAUCUUCAACGUGGGCAGCCGGUACCUGGUGAACCGGGUCCAGGACCACAUCCAGAGCCGGAUCGUCUACUACCUCAUGAACAUCCACGUCACGCCCCGGUCCAUCUACCUGUCCCGGCACGGCGAGAGCGAGCUCAACCUGGUGGGGCGCAUCGGGGGCGACUCCGGCCUGUCACACCGGGGGGCAAAGUUCGCCGCCGCGCUGGGCGCCUACAUGCGCGGGCAGAGCAUCAGCGACCUGAAGGUUUGGACGAGCCACAUGAAGAGAACCAUCCAGACCGCCGAGGCGCUGGGGGUCCAGUACGAGCAGUGGAAGGCCCUGAACGAGAUCGACGCUGGAGUUUGUGAGGAAAUGACUUAUGAGGAGAUUCAGGAGCAUUACCCAGAGGAGUUCGCCCUGAGGGAUCAGGACAAAUAUCGGUACCGGUACCCCAAAGGAGAGUCGUACGAGGACCUGGUCCAGCGUCUGGAGCCCGUCAUCAUGGAGCUGGAGAGGCAGGAGAACGUCCUGGUCAUCUGUCACCAGGCGGUCAUGAGAUGUUUACUGGCCUACUUCCUGGACAAGAGUGCAAGCGAGCUGCCCUACCUGAAGUGUCCUCUGCACACCGUCCUGAAGCUCACGCCGGUCGCCUACGGGUGUAAAGUUGAGUCUGUGUUUCUCAACAUUGAAGCUGUGAACACACACAGAGACCGGCCGGAGAAUGUGGAAGUGGACAGAGACCCGGAGGAGGCGCUGGAGACGGUACCAGAACACAUCUAGAGGACGCCUCAGCUCAACGUCCGUCCCGUCCAGAGAAGACGUCUUAUUUUAAUUCAUGUAAUCCUUAGAAAACUGAGAGCUUGCUGACAAUGAAAGGUUUCUUCAGCGGCAUCUUAAUUCCACUGUUAGUGCACUUUAUCUGGAAGGGUCCAGGUUGAAAACAACUUUUAAAACGUGAAGAGCUGAAAACUGUUCAACAGUCCUCAAUCUCAGUUUCACACUGCAUCACUUCAUCCUGUGCUGUUCCUUCAGCUCUUGUAAUUUCAUGCAGACAGCAAUAACAGCGGAGACGCCGUGCCGCCAUGUUUUAGAGGUAGUUUUAGAUUUGAAAAGUGAUGUUUGUUAAUUUACGCAAAGGGCUUCAUUCCCUCAUCAGCACAUUAUUCAGCUCAGCAGAGACGUUGGUAACAAACCGUAUUCAUUUCAUAGACAAAAGAAAAACCAAAGUCACCACCUGAAGUUAACUGCUGCAGAUUAAAUUCAGCUACCGUCACAUUUCCAGGAACUUUGUAACUGACAGCCAUCUUGGUAGGCAGUUGCUAUGACAACAGUAAACAAGCCACAAGCUUAUAACUACUUCUUGGUCCCUUCCUGAAACAAUUUAAGUACAUUACGACUAUUACUUGAUUACAGUUUUUGAGUACCCUACCCAUCUCUGCGUAAUACUGACGUAAAUAUCAGUGAUACUUACUGUAGUACUUACUGCCGAAUUAGCUAAAUUAGCUUAGCUAAUGUAGCUUUUAUCUGCUAGCUAAGACACUAAAAGAUUCUGUUUACUAAGGUGUCAGCGCCUUAAAAUGUAUUCGGUUCCGAAAAAAAUGUAAGUUAGUCCUGAAUACGUUAAUCACGUGUCUUACAAUUUGUCAUGUAACUACAUAUGUUUGAGUUGUGUGCCCAUCAUUGCGGUUUAGGCUACCGCUAACUAGUUAAGUGUAUGUUAGUGUAUGGCUAACACAGUUAGCCAGCAAGCCAGCCAUCUUUUUCCGUCUAUCCUGGAGAAGCUGGAAAGUCCACAAAUUCAAAAAAGUAAAAACUUUUCGACAUUUCGAACUCAGAAAUUAUCACUUUUUCCUAUAUUUCUUAAAUUAAUCUAAAAAAAAAUUCAGAAUAAUUUUUUUUUCCCGAGCUAAAAUAUACUACUACUAGCUUUUCUUUACAUGGCCCUGAAAGGCCGCCGUAGAAACAUUUACCUGGCGUCAUGGCGGAUUCUCGCAGCUGGAAGGUUGAAAUCUUCCGUCCACAUUCCUAAAACCUUCAUGUGUGUUGACAUUCAGUUGCACAUAAAAUCUAUAGCUGAUCAACAAUUUGUUACAACCUUCGCUCAGUUUUAGCUCGAAAUAAGACGUUUGUUUUCAAGGACACCAAAUCUACAGUAGCCCAGAAGGGACAAAUCAUUCUGUUUGUUUACACGGUGCCUUUAAAAACUAUUAAUUUCCUGAUUCAUAGUAUUACGAGCCGGAAGAAGGGUGUCUAUGAAGGUUGCUCAAAAAUGCAAACCGCGCUUAAGUAUUCCCAUCAUCUGCAGUACAGCCAUGCGCCGCUAGAUGGCGCCACGGCCAGUUUUAACACCAUCCAACGUUCCUUCCGUUUACCAAGCCCCCAGGACCUUCUGCCACCACCGUGCUUUUUUUUUAUACAAACUCUUGUGAAGAAGUUGCUGUCCCUGUGGGAAUUGACUGCAUCUGUAAUGAUUAUAUGAUUUUUUUUUUAAUAGCUGAGUACUGUUUGAAUAAUAUGAGCCGUGUUACUUUUAAUUUUUAAACUCUUGCAUCCUUUACUAAACAUGUAAAAUGUGAAAUGGAGGAUGAGGUCGAUGUUAGAAAAAAUAAUCUGCAUGUUUUUCCACCUUACAAAGAAAUUAUGACUUUUUAUCUCAUAAUUGUUGCUUUGAAAGCCAAAAUUAUGACAAAAUGCGUCUCUUUGCUCUUACAUGGGUACAACCGGUGCAUGGGCGCCGUUUCUAAAAUUACACAGUAAAGAGAUUAACAGCAAUAAUUUCCUGUUUAGCCUCUGUGGGUGUUUUCCAGUCAUAUUUUCACCAACUUAUUCCUACAGUUAUAAAUGUCACAGUUCCAAACUUCAAAUUCAAUAAAUCUUUUCCAACUUAAUUAAUUUCCAAACUAAACAUUUAUUUUCAUAUUAAAUAUUUAUCAAACUAAAUUUUUAGCAAGCAAGCUAAAUAUUUAACUUGUUUACCAAAUACUUUGCAACCUGAGUAUUUGGGUCGCUACCCAAGUACCUGGCUAAGUAUUUAGCUUACAACUUAUGUAUUUGGUUUGCUUGCUAAAUAUGUAUAUUUAACUCAGACUGAAACAUUUAGUUCAUGUUUAGCUUUCUAACUAAAUAUUUAGUUGGAAACUAACAUUAAUGUAGGAAUAACAUGGUGAAUAUAUGACUGAAAAAUAAACUCAUGAAAGGCUAAAUGAAACGACAGCUGUGAAUUUUUCACAGAAACUUUCCAAACUGCAUCCAAUUUGCAUAAACUUUUUCCUAAUUUACUGGAAAUCUGUUUUGCUGCACAUGUGCACUUCUGAAAAGCGUUUUAGACGCUUGUAAAGCUGCCGCAGCAUUCAUGUAAUCUGAAAGACGAUGGUUCUGGUUUCCAGAUUAACCAGAACCAUCUUGGAUUUUCACGCUCAGAUUUCUGACUUCUCCAGUCGGCAUCGUCCCGAUUCUGCUGCAUCCAGUCAUUCCUCCAAACUCGACCUUUUUGUGUGAAUUAAGGUUUUUGCUCAUGAUUCUGUGCUUCAGUAAGUCGCUGUAAUUCCUUUAAUCCAGGUCUUUAAGAUGAAACAUUGUGAAACAUUAAGUGUAUUUGCUGUGUAAUCCGUGUUGUGACCAUGUCUGGUUAAAAUCAGGUGCCUGAAUAAACAUCAUCUCUGAACCGUU